Chionomys nivalis (European snow vole) is the source of this 1904-nucleotide messenger RNA. It is a transcript of the gene C12H8orf58, whose product is annotated as chromosome 12 C8orf58 homolog. Lineage: Eukaryota; Metazoa; Chordata; Mammalia; Rodentia; Cricetidae. The transcript is spliced from 7 exons. The record is from RefSeq and is a predicted model, not a curated record. Bases 73 to 1137 code for a protein of 354 amino acids.
GCUAGGGACUCGGGGACGCCCGGGGAUCGCUUGGGUGCUGCAGCGGUUACUACGCCUAGCCGGGAACGCACCAUGCUGAGCCGGCGCCGCGUCUUUGCGGUGGAGCGACUUGGUAGCCGGGAUGGAGCCUUUGAGGACCUAGCACAAGGCUGUGUGGUGCCAGGAGUUACCUGCACCUACAGACGGAUACCAGAUAAAACUCAUGGAUGUUCAUUGGACUUCAAGGAAGGACAGAUACCACUUCUGAAACUGGCUUCCCAGGACUCAGGCAUGGAGAUGGUGGUGGGGGACAGUCCGUUGGCUACCUUGUCGGGACUUUCUCAAGAUUCUCUGAACCUUGAACCCAUGGGAAGCCCCGAGCUGCCAUCUGCCCAGCUAGACCGGCUGCUGGCCCGACAGAAGCUGGAACAGGUGCUGGAGAGGUCUCGAGAGUUUCCCAGCUUGUCCCGCAGGCGCGGUUCCCUGCAGCUGCUGAGCAAGCCUGUAGGUGGAGUACCCAUCUUUGCCGGGGAACUAGAAUCCACUGAGGCAGACACUGAGCUAGAGGCUGGUCUGGAAGAAGCAAAGGUGGUGGGUGAUAUGGAGUCUGGAGCAUUGACCUGCCUUCCAGGGCAGGGUUUACGUUACCUGGAACACCUGUGCCUUGUGCUGGAGCAGAUGGCGAGGCUCCAGCAGCUGUACCUGCAGCUGCAGACCCAGAGGCCCUCUAGGGAUCCCGAGGAGGAAGAAUUGGCUCUUUCAUCUUCACAUAUUCCAGACAAUAGGGUGCAAGGGCACAGAGAGCAGCUUAGCCAGACAAGGGACCCAGGUGCAGAGGCGGCUGCACUCCCAGAGAUGGGGGUGCUCAUUGCCAACCCUCCCAGGCUGCCAGAGGCCUUGCUGGAAUCAACCCACAUCCUUCCAUCCUCCCAGGGACACAAGCAGGACCUUUCCCACUGGGACAAGGUCAAGGUCCUGCUCAAUCGGAUCCGCUGGAGGAGCCCUCGACUCCCUGAGCCUCCUGCCCCUCCUGAUAGUUCUGGACCCAGGAUGGAGUUCAGGAACCUCUCUGAAAGGACUGAGUACCACUCCCACCGGAAGACAUUUAUCCCAUCAUUGGUGACUAAGAAACCACGAGCAAAAAACCUUUCUGUAUGAUCUCUUGGUGUGCCUGGUGACCUUAGGUGGAGGGGAUUUGCCAUGAAGUCCCUCACCUUUUGGUUUACUGCUGUGUCUCUGCACUGCCAGGAAAAGCGAUUUGUGCUUGUUCCUUUACAAGGUGACGACAGAGUCCUUCCUUCUCUAAGCAGCAUGGCCAAGGAGCCCUAGUUUCCCUGUGAGAGCCUCAAGUGCAGUUCUGGCCAUCUUCCAGGGUUCUUACUCGUUGUCAGAAAUCUCUGGGCUCAGAGAAUGUGAAUGGACUUAUUUAUCAGGUGCUCCCAGAGCGCGUUUAGUAAGUGAUGUGCCAGCAUGUUGUAGAUGUAUGUUUAUGCCAUCUUUGUUGGACUGUCAACUGCCUGGAUUCAAUCAUCUGGCGGAAUCACGCAUCCAAAGGGCUGGUGCUUUGUGUGUAACUGUGGAAGGACGGGCACUGAUCUUCAUUCUACAACGGACAGUUACCGAUGUGGAUUUCUAAUUUCUUCCUCAUAUCUGAGAUGGCAGACCUGGGACAGAGAACAACACUGCCUUGGGUAACUUUGUAUUGAGUCAUGGCCCUGGAGCACAGCCUGUGAAGACUAAAUGAGCAAUGGGGGGGGGGGUGAUCAAGCGCAAUGUGAAGAAUAGCGAAUGACUUUCAAGGUCAAUUCUAAGUUGCUGUGUUCUAUCCUGGAGUUUAGACCAUGGCAAUGUCUCUUAAUUUGUGAGCCACAGCUUCCUACUUGGGAUGAUGCCUGCCUUACCUACCUCAUAAGCUUGUUAGGAGG